Messenger RNA from Alosa sapidissima (American shad), 2024 nucleotides. RefSeq names its product CD48 antigen-like. The transcript has 12 exons. NCBI's taxonomy places the organism in Eukaryota, Metazoa, Chordata, Actinopteri, Clupeiformes, Clupeidae. The record is from RefSeq and is a predicted model, not a curated record. The coding region runs from base 266 to 1369 and encodes 367 amino acids.
GAAGCCCGCUCUGUCUGCAGCUUGCAGAUACUGCAGGACUGCAAAAUUGUUAUAACUUUCGGUUUCGGUUGCCCCAUCGUCGUAUGUGCGGCUUAGCUUCUUCGUAGAUUUUGCAUCUUUUCUCGGAUUCUCAGUGUCAUUUUUACAAGCACAAGACUCAAGAAGGAGGUUGGCUAAGGACAGUGCAACACCUGUCAGAUAUCCAGUCUAACCUACAGCAUCUGUCACGUAUCACUGCUGGGCAUGCAGGGAUUUUGGCAGAAUCAUGCUGUGUCUUAAAGUGUUAGCGAUUAAUUUGUUACUGAUCUUGAUCAACCCAUCAUCUACAGCCCCAGACAUUUCAAACACAAAUGUGUACGGCGCAAAAGGUAAGUCCAUCGAAUUGAAAGUGGAGAAGCAGCCCGGGGGAGCAAAAAUCGUGUCCAUUAUCUGGAAGCAUGGAAAGAAUAAAGCUGCAGAAUGGUUUGAGGAAGAUCAGGAGCCUCCUAUUAAAUUUGGCAUUUUCAACACAUCAUCUACGUCAUUGGUCCCAGAUAAAUGGUUCCUGAUCAUCUCAGACCUGCAGUCAAUAUUCAAUGGCGUGUAUUCGGCUGAGGUGAACAACAAGGACCCAACUCAAAGUGUGACCCUUACUGUAAUUGAGGCUGUUUCAAAGCCUGAAGUCACAAAAGAGUGCAUCCCUGAAUCUACCAACUGCACCCUAACCUGUAAAGGAACAGGUGAUGGCCCCACACAGUACUCCUGGAAUGAUGAAGAGUGGAAUGGGCCUGUUUUGACUGUGUUGAAGAGUGAGAAUCAAGAAGUCCUCUACACCUGUAACUUCAGUAAUCCAGUGAGCUGGAAGACCAACAGUGUCUCUGUGCCAAGGACAAUUACAACUUAUGAAUCAACAAAAGGUGGCAUAAUCGCUGCUGCUGUUGUUAUUAUUUUUAUUUUAUUGUUGGUCUUGGCUGUGGCAUUUUUGUGCAAAAGGAACAUUGUACGUCCAUGUUGGGGCCAACACAGAGGAUACAGAAUAAACUACGAACCAGCUAAUAAAGAUGCCCAGAGUGGAGGAGACCAGUCUGUUGUGAAUAUGGAUGAAGCUGGGUCAUCUAAGGGCCUGACAACUAACGGACAAGAACCAAAAGAACAGAAUGUAGAAGACGAGUCUGCUAGGAAGCUACAUGAUGGACCUCGGCCAACUGAGGGCCCGACAACCAACGGACCAGAACCAACAGCCCAGAGUGGAGGAGACCAGUCUGUUGUGAAUAUGGAUGAAGCUGGGUCAUCUGAGGACCUGACAACUAACGGACAAGCAAAAAGUGAAGGAGAGCAACAAGACAAGACUGCUGAGCAUGAGCCAUCUGAGGACCAGCCGACCAGCUGAGCCUUCUGGGAGUUCUGAACAGAAAGAGAGCUGAGGAGGAGGAACCGGACCAAAGCAUGUCCCUGUGGAUUAAUCUCUGGAUUUUAAAUUCUACUUUGGUACUUAUUUGGCUACUCAACCCAGUGAUGACUGGACCAAAGUUUUACUGGACCAAAGGACUCUUUACACAUUAUGAACUGAGAUAUGAAUGUGGUAAAGAUACUGAAAUGACUUGGCAUACUCCCAGAACUAAUAUUUUUCUGACAAAUCUGUAUAAAUCUAAAUCACCAAAGAAUAUAUACGUUUGUCCCUUUUUUGUUUGAUGAUUUUUGAAAAUGAAGUCCCCAAUUAGGUCUGAUAAAUGCUUUUACUAAUGUUAUUGAGACAGUCUACUCAGUGAUAGGGAAAUGCUAGCCAAUGAAGACUAUGAACUAUGUUCCUCGAGCUCAGGAAACAAUAUCAUCCAAUAGUCAGCUCGAGAAACAAUAUCAUCUCUUUGCUUUGCUCUGGCUGCUUCUAAUGAUACACAUACACACACACACACACACACGGAGUUCAGAAGAAUGAGCGAUAUCGUUAUGUUAUGAUGUUAUAUAUGAAUGCUUUGACAUGCUGUAAUAUUGUGUAGUUUUACUAAUAUUUUGAUUCAAAAUAUGUAUAUAUCUUCACCAAAUCA